This is a messenger RNA of Myiozetetes cayanensis, 1178 nucleotides long. It is a transcript of the gene RUVBL2, whose product is annotated as RuvB like AAA ATPase 2. The transcript is spliced from 11 exons. The coding region runs from base 1 to 1125 and encodes 374 amino acids. NCBI's taxonomy places the organism in Eukaryota, Metazoa, Chordata, Aves, Passeriformes, Tyrannidae. The record is from RefSeq and is a predicted model, not a curated record. Gene Ontology annotation, cellular component: Ino80 complex; R2TP complex; NuA4 histone acetyltransferase complex. Gene Ontology annotation, molecular function: ATP binding; DNA helicase activity. Gene Ontology annotation, biological process: regulation of transcription by RNA polymerase II; chromatin remodeling; box C/D snoRNP assembly.
AUGGCGCAGGCGCUGGGUCCCGACACCCCCUUCACGGCCAUCGCGGGCAGCGAGAUCUUCUCCCUGGAGAUGUCGCGCACCGAGGCGCUCACCCAGGCCUUCCGCCGCUCCAUCGGCGUCCGCAUCAAGGAGGAGACGGAGAUCAUCGAGGGGGAGGUGGUGGAGAUCCAGAUCGACCGCCCCGCCACAGGCACGGGCACGAAGGUGGGGAAGUUGACGCUGAAGACGACGGAGAUGGAGACGAUUUACGACCUGGGGGCGAAGAUGAUCGAGGCCCUGAGCAAGGAGAAGGUGCAGGCGGGUGACGUGAUCACCAUCGACAAGGCCACGGGCAAGAUCUCCAAGCUGGGCCGCUCCUUCACCCGGGCGCGGGACUACGACGCCAUGGGGGCUCAGACGAAAUUCGUGCAGUGCCCGGACGGGGAGCUGCAGAAGCGGCGCGAGGUCGUUCACACGGUGUCGCUGCACGAGAUCGACGUCAUCAACUCCCGCACCCAGGGCUUCCUGGCCCUCUUCUCGGGUGACACGGGGGAGAUCAAGCCGGAGGUGCGGGAACAAAUCAACGCCAAAGUGGCCGAGUGGCGCGAGGAGGGCAAGGCCGAGGUCAUCCCUGGGGUGCUGUUCAUCGACGAGGUUCACAUGCUGGACAUCGAGAGCUUCUCGUUCCUCAACCGGGCGCUGGAGAGCGACAUGGCCCCGGUGCUGAUCAUGGCCACGAACCGCGGCAUCACCAGGAUCCGCGGCACCGCCCACCGCAGCCCCCACGGGCUCCCCCUGGACCUGCUGGACCGGCUGCUGAUCAUCGCCACGGCGCCCUACGGGGACAAGGAGACCCGGCAGAUCCUCAAGAUCCGGUGCGAGGAGGAGGACGUGGAGAUGUCGGAGGACGCGUACGCGGUGCUGACGCGGAUCGGGCUGGAGACGUCGCUGCGCUACGCGAUGCAGCUCAUCACCGCUGCCAGCCUGGUGGCCAGGAAACGCAAGGGCACGGAGGUGGGGGUGGAGGACAUCAAGCGCGUGUAUUCCCUGUUCCUGGACGAGUCGCGCUCCACCCAGUACAUGAGGGAAUACCAGGAGGCCUUCCUGUUCAACGAGCUCCAGGGUGAAUCCAUGGAAACGCCGUGACCCUCCCCCCGCCCCUCCCCCACUUUGUACCAUAAACCCGAUUUGGAGUCGAA